AUGGAAAUUUAUUCAAAAUCAAAAAGUCAUGAUGGGUAUUUUUUAGGAUGGGCCCUAGCUAAAAAUGAAAAAAGUAGUCAGAGAAAACCUUGGAAACGAAUGACUAAACAAAUCAGAAGCUUAUUGGAAAAUAUGUUCCAUGCAGGAACAGUUGAUAAUAAUAGCAAAAUUUCAGGUGAAGAAAUAUAUAAAGAAUUAUUAAAACAGGCUCAAUGUGGUGAAUUUGACCAAAGUGAUAUCCAAAA
Messenger RNA from Dentiscutata heterogama, 245 nucleotides. Lineage: Eukaryota; Fungi; Glomeromycota; Glomeromycetes; Diversisporales; Gigasporaceae. The record is from the annotation of a GenBank genome assembly.